Messenger RNA from Linnemannia hyalina, 1857 nucleotides. The record is from the annotation of a GenBank genome assembly. Lineage: Eukaryota; Fungi; Mortierellomycota; Mortierellomycetes; Mortierellales; Mortierellaceae.
AUGCAGAAUGUACACCUUGUCCAUCAGAUUCGGGUGGGCAAGAUUGAUCCGGCGAGGUACGGGACAUUGGAGAGGUGUCGGAAUCUGAGGAGGUUGCAUUUGGAGGAUGAGAGGGUGACGGAGUGGGAUUUGAUGAGUGGUAGUAUGACAACUUCUGCGGCUGCGGCUGCGACAAGGACAAGGAUGAAGAAGGCGAAGAAGGUAAUCAUGGCGUUUGGGUCGAAUGGAGAGGCGCGGAGACAUUCGUUGCCUGAGACUACGAUCACGAGUGGUGGUGGACUAUCAUCGUCGAGUGUAUUGAAUGCAAUUGGUACUGCUUCAGGAACCUCUUCCUCUGGAACGACAAUAGCGAUGAAGGACGAUGUGACAGGGCAAGAUUACGACUGUGAUGACGAAGACGAGGACCAUUACUCGGGAGACCAGUGGGUCGAGCUUUUCAUUGCCUUGAUCAAGCAGAACCCUUCCUUGCAGAAGAUCUGCAUCAUGAUGGAGCGGUUUGAGCCCACGGCGGUGUUUUGGGAAUCGAUCGAACACGCGACGAAUGCUCGUUCUAGAGACGGAAAGAGCGGGGGCAGCGGAGGACGAAGGCGAGGAGGAGGAGGGAAAGGUGGGGCGCUCAAGAGUCUCGAGUGUGUGUUUACAAGAUUCCCUAACCCACAACUUGUCACCUCCUUCCUGAGAGCUCUAACGGGGCUUGAGUCCUUGGUCCUACAGCACUGCACCUUCGAGGGUCUCUUCUUUCCGCCAAAUACCUUGCACGGACGCAAGUACCCGACCCUCCAAUCGCUCACUCUGGCAACCAACACUGGAAUCGACCUACAAACGCAACUAGAGUUCAUCCAAUGCUUCCCAAACCUUCAGUCGCUCUCCUGGUCAAUCAUGGGAUCCCUCCAACUCUCCCUACCAGAAUUCUGUACGCUUCUCCGACUGCACUGCCCCCAUAUAACCUCCCUCGUUUUGUCCGAUCGAAACCUCGAGCCCACAGACCUGGCCCAGAUCCUUCUCGCGAUCCCUCGACUGUUCCGGUUCCUCCUCAGAUUCGACACGGUCCAGUCGAUGUUCAACGACAAGGAGGUGAUGGAUGCGAUGAGACGGCAUUUUGGAACGUUACAGGAUCUGGAGUUUGGACAGGUGCGGUCAACGAUUCGGUGUGGGACGGUGUUGGAGUUUUUGAGGAGGUGUCCGAGGUUGGAGAGGCUGGUUGCCUAUGGGAGAUUGGAUUGUAGUCGUCAGGGGAUGAUGCAUUUCUUUCCAGAGGCGUCGUUGUCGUCGUCAUCGGCUUCUUCUUCAUCUGCGACUAUUCCGUCGAUGUUAGUGGAGACGGCACAGGGCUCUGGGGCUGGAGGAGAACACCAACAUGGAGGCCGCCAGGAACAAGUAGGAGAAGAUGACGAGGAGCAGCAGCAGGAGAACAUGGCAAAGGAUGCGCCAUGGGUCUGCCUGGGUCUCAAAACACUUCACGUGGUCAUGGCUGGGGACCCACAAAACGUCUGGCUAAACCGGUCCCUCCAACACCGGCUCUUCAACCAACUCGGCCGUCUCUCCCAACUCCAACAACUCUCCCUCGGCCACUGUGUCCUCUGGAUGUACGAAAACGGAUACUCUCACCACGGAUUGGAUUUCACACUCGAUGCUGGACUGGCGAAACUGAGCGGGCUCAAGAAAUUGGAAGAGUUGAAUUUGGAGGGGAUCUAUCAGAAAAUGGGGGAGAGGGAUAUGGAAUGGAUGCUGGAGAAUUGGCCGAAGUUGAGGGUUGUUGAGGGGGAGUUGCAUCAUCGACGGGAGGAGCGGGUCAAGCUGGAUGGGUUGAUGGAGAAUAGAGGGUUUAAGAUUUUGAAUCAUUCCUACCGCAAGUAA